This is a messenger RNA of Cygnus olor (mute swan), 9173 nucleotides long. RefSeq lists its product as uncharacterized. The record is from RefSeq and is a predicted model, not a curated record. Bases 997 to 2166 code for a protein of 389 amino acids. NCBI's taxonomy places the organism in Eukaryota, Metazoa, Chordata, Aves, Anseriformes, Anatidae. The transcript has 2 exons.
CAGAGGUGGCCGUGGCUGCCCUGAGGUUGUGGGCUCUGAGCCAUGGGGAGCUGCAUGAUGUGGGAAUGGAAGGCUUUUGGACACUGGGGCUCCCUGGGGCUUGGAAAUGGUUGCUGCUUGGGACACUGGGAGGAGCAGCUGUCGUGUAGCUGGUGGCCAUGAAACCCUUGUUCUUGAGAUCCUGAUCUCUCGAGCUAUAAGCUGGGGACAGAAACCUCCCUAACCCAUUGCUCCCGGUCCCUGGUGGCCUCUGGCGCUGCCCACGUGUGACACACACAGCCACCUCUCCUGGGGGUCUGGGGCUGGUGGCCGGCAGCUGCCAAGCACUGGGCCCACUGGCCAUGGCCACCCCGCAGCGCCGCUGACAGCAAAGUGGACAGGCCCUUGCAGAGACAGAUUGGAAACUGAGAACCAAUGCGCUGAAGAAAAAUGUCCUUCCCACACAGCCCAGCCUGUCCUCCUCCCUCCCCCAGCAAUGCUGCUGGUGAGCUGCAGCCGUGCCAAGCCAGGGCACUGGGGACCCGGCAAAGCGCUGGUGCCUAUGAGAAGGAGAGAGCCAAGGGCAAGGGCAGGGAGCACAGAUGGAGCAGGCAGCCUCGAGAAGGCUGCUCCUGUGAUGCAGCAGGCACCUCCUGGAAGAAGCACCUGGGGCUCUGCAGGCCUCCCUCUGCCUCCUGGCUCAGCAAACUGCCUUUCGGUGGAGGUCGCUGUGGAUGGGGCACUGGAGGUGGCUGUGUGGCUCCGGAGGCUGCCUCCCUUCGCUGCCUUCCUCCUGCCCACCCAUCUUUUGCCUCCACCUUUGCUUGCACAUUUGCUAGUGGGCCAGCUGGGCCCCUCAUCCUUUCCUCCCCAGUUAUUUUCUGGAUGGUUGUUCCUCUUCUUCCAGUGGCUGUAUAUCCUGAGAUCAAGCGCUGAGUGCUCUCCUCCUCCUCCUCGCUGUGUUGUCCCCUAGGACAGACCCAUUCAGCUUGCUCCUCCUCCUUCUCCACUUCGUUAAUGAGUCUCUUUGCACUAAGAAGUAGCUGCUGGGGGACCUGGGAGGACAGGCUGCACUGGGGACAGCAGUGGGGCAGCCACCAACCCAGCUCCCAUCUGGAUCUAGGCUUUGCGGUGCUAGGUGCUGGCUUGGGGUGCCGCUGUGGUUGCCCAGUGCUGGCUGAACCUGGCACUGGCUGUGCAGGGCUGGAGGGAGGUGGCAGGCAGGGAGUGCUUUGUGCUUCUCACCUGCAGUUGCAGGAGGUAAAUGAGUCAGUGAUGGGCAGCUCCCAGCUGCUCCGCUGUGGUUUUGCACCGUCCCUGUGGAGCGCAGAGCUCCCCACACUGCUUCAGGGCUUCUCCAUCAGGGUUGUCCUGGGCAGGGGGUGUGCAGCCCCUGGGAUGCCCUCCCAGCUCCAUCCCCACUGCAAAGCUCUGUGUGGCCACGGAAGCCCCUGCAAAGGCCCCUGCAUCUCAUGGGGGUCUUUCCACCGACCUUGGUGGGCUUUGGAUCCAGUGGGCUCCAUUGGGGCGCGCAGCAGCCUCCAGACCCUCACCCAGCAGCUGGUGCUGCAGCCUAGUAUGUGCUUGUUGGCAGCAGAGGGGUCUGUGCAGCAGCUGUAUGUGGUUCAGAGCUUUCUUAAUGAAAAUGAGUUUCAACGCACAUUUCGUGGGCAAAACCUUAACUUCACCAUGUCUCAACACUCUCCAAAACCUGAGAAACAGAGAUGGUUUCUUCUCGGUGGGGAGGGAGGCUCUUGUUGUCACUCUCUUUCAUAUGCACACACACACACACAGUGGUUCUUCUUUCUCUCCCAUCCCACUUUCCUCCUCCAAAAGACUUCGAACACUUUAUGGAAAUGUUAUUUUCUCCCCAAACUGUUGCCUUUCUGCUGCGUUCUCACCAAGCAGCCUGCUGGCUUUCCCUGGGCUCCGCUCCCAGCGCGGGCAGUCGCAGCCGUCCCACAAGUGCAAUGUCAGCGACAUCCCUGUGGUGACAGUGCUGAGCCAGAAGCACUUUUGAAGACGUCCACAGCCCUGUCCACAGCUGGCCUUCCUUGGCAGCUGCCCUGCCCCAGGGUGCUGUGCACGAGCCUGCUCCCCUUGCACAUGCCCAAGUGUGGGCUUCAUGCAAGGGUCCUGCAGGAAGGGACAGGGCCCGGAGACGGGCUGGAGGUGGGCUGGAGUUGAAAAACCCUUUGUUGUCUUGUACGAAGGGGACUGACUCACUGCUCUCCUGUGCUGUCAUAAGCAGAUGGAUGAUUUAAUCACCUAGCAACCAAAAUAACGUCAGGUGAGGAGCGCUACCCCAGCCGCUCUCAGCCCAUAGUCCCUCCAUCAGCCUGGUGGCAGGGGCCAGGCAACCUCCAGCCGCUCCCCAGUCCUCGGGCAGCCCUGGGCUGGGGCUGGCAGGGAGCCCUCUCCUGUGUGCCCCACCACAGUGCAGUGCAGGGCUCUGCCAUGCAACGCACAUGCAACUGGCAGCCCAACAGAAGGGGCUCCCAAAGCCAUGGCUGGAGUGGGGUGCACAGGGCCGUGAGGGGAGCCCGCAAGGCCAGCUCCUGGGAAGGCUGAACAUCCUGCCAGCAUCCACAGAGUGGCCAAACCUCCAGCACUAUUUCAGCAGGUUUCUGGCUAUCUGGAGCAUCCAGAGGUCCCUUAUGAGAAGAGGGUGGCUGGUGAUGGCUGGGAUCCACGAACUUGUCAGGACCCCCUUGUCUGCAUGCACUGCUCCAGCGUCAACCCUGAGCACCUUUGGCUCCUGCCAGGUCCUCUUGCCUGGCUCCUUCAAAGGAUGAGAAUAACCCCAGGAGCCAGUGUGUUCCUUCAGCUUCUUCUGUUAAGGACAGGGAGGUAUUUGCCUCCCCUGCCCAUGCUCAUGGCAUAGACCUGAUGCUGUCACCCCUGUUCUGAGAUGUCAGGUACCUCCUGAUGGCUCCAGCCAGGCUUUUGGCAUGAGCCAUUCACUACAACCCAUCCUGGCCCAAGCUGGGGCUGCAGGUGGCAAGAUCUCAUGGAGCAGAUUCUGAGCUGAGAGGGAUGACAAGUGCUGGGCAGGGAGAGGGCUGCCACAGCCUGACCUGGUGAGGCUCAGAGGUGGACACGGACAUGUGGCUACUGGCACCACGUGCAAGGUGAGGACGCAUCCGCUCAGGCUAUGAGCACCAUCUUCCUUGUGCGUUCACACUGCAGGACUGCCCAGGACUCUUUCCCUGAGUACCUGAUGCUUGGACCUCUGUGUCAAUGUGAGAUUGCUCCCAGUCCUGGGCUGGAGGGUGGGAUGGGGCAAGGCUGCUUGAUGAGAUGCUGACCUAGUCCGUCUUCCUCCCUCCAAAACAGCCAGCAAAUGUCCAGACUGGGGAUUGGGUUGUGCCUCACUGCCUCCUGGACGUGGAGAUGUGAGUGAUGGGGAGCAGUUACUCCCCUCCUCCAGAUGAUAGGCCCGAAGGAUGCGGGGCCACCAUGGCACCUGGGUUAGGGACAGGCUGGCACCAGCAUUGCAGCUGCCAGAGGCCAUGUAAAUAGGGCACCCUGUCUCCCAGAUCCUCUUUGUGGGACAGAGCUGAUAAAAUUAGCCGAUACACCCUGUUCUGCGCAGCACGCUGAGGAGGUCUUUGUGCCACCACGGCCCAGGGGAGCCAGGCAGCUCUACUUCGGUGCCUGCUUGUCCCAUUGAAGGUGAGCCAUUUCCAGGCAACGAGUUCCAGCCAGUUUGCUCCCUGUGCUACUCCAAGAAGUUGCGGGUCUAGGCAACCAUGUCCUCUCUCCUUUGCUUUGGGGCUUGGUGUCUUUGGUAGACUCUGCUGACUUACGAGAGAGGCUGAUGAGGUGAUGCUGGCUGGAGCUGAGCACAGAUCAGCACCUGAGGCUCUACACAGGCUGAUCCAAACCCCUGUGGGUGAACGAGGAAGGGUUCUGUAUGUCAUUAUUUCACAUCCCAAACAACAUCUGCCUUGCCCCUGGAGUUCCAUGUCCCUGAAAAUAUGCAUGCAGCCAUUCUGGGGUAGCUCCAGAAGUGCAGACUCCUGGUAGCAUGUGCUCCUGUCCGAGUCUGAUUGGGAUCUGUGAGUGCUCCCCAUGGAGCUUGGUCUAGGAGCAUCCCUUGUGUUACCUCUGCCACAGUCUGCCUCAGAAACAGCCGAAGUCUCUACAAACGCAGGCAAAUUUCAGACAGAGAAAAGGGUUUUGAAUCCUGUUUCCACAAGUACAUGUUUAUCCUGGUCUACUGGUUGACACUGGAGAAGUAAAGCUGCUUUAACCUCCCUGUCUUAGAGGGGUGCAAAGGUGUAAAUCUGACGUUUACAUACGUCAGAUGAGGUGCUCAGCUUUUCAGGCUGCUCUCCCCAGGAGUCAGGCCCAGUCUCCUGUCUGAGGACAGAUUUAUUAACUCGCUCACUCAGAAGCAGUCUCCACACAGCAUCACUGCCUGCUUCUCUAGCAGGUCAGCCAUGGCUCCUGGGUCACUCUGGGGGGACAGCUGUGUGACCCCGUGCACAGAAGACAAGCUGUGCACCAACUGCCGCAGUGCUGCCCAUCCCAUCCCAUCCCAUCCCACCCCCUCUGGAGUGCAGGCGCAGAGCUGUGGGCAGAUCCAGAGCUGGGAUGGAGACUGACAGGACUCUGGCUGAAGGGUCAGGAGCAGACAGGGGCCGACUCUGCUCAUCCCUGCAAACUUCUGCAGCCUCUCCAUGGAGAUGUUUCAGCUGCACUGGGGAGGAUCACAGCAGUCUCUCUCUCUCUCUCCAGACAUGCUACAUACAACAGUGACUGACUGUCCUGAGCAGGGCUUUGUCCCCUUCCCACCAGAGAACAUUUGCCUCAAUUUGAUGUCUGGGCUCAGGCCUGGUGGGAGAGAAGCAGUCCCACUGCCAACAGCUCUAGCAGACAAUGUGGGCCACAACCACAGCUGCUGUGCAUGUCACCACCAAGCCUGGGAGGACAUAACCAGUGGGAGAAAAGAGGAGUGAGAAGGGCAGUUGUUUUGAUGUUUCCCCCCAGGCAAGGAAAUGACCCCAUGAGGGGAAUAAUGGGACUUUUUUCCAUGAGAAGAAGUCACAGCACAUUGUGGCCUUCAGGGAACCUCAGGCUGGUGCAAGGAGGGGCCCUCACUCACCUCUGGCCCUGGGAGGUGCGGUGCUGGCAGAGUGCCUUGGGUGAGCCAGGUGCAGGCAGGGCCUUCCUGCCUCGAUGCUGGCACAGGGACAUGUCUGAGCAUGGCUUGUAGCAACCCUCGAUGGGGCCCCAGAGCAGAAGGGACAAUAGGAAACACCAGAAUUUCCCCUGCCCCACCAAGCUGAGCAAAGCAGAGGUGGGAGUGGGGCUGGAUGCUGCUGGUGGCUUCCAUGGUGCGUGGUCUGGCCAUGUACUUCCUCAGGAUGGACAGGGCUGGAGGGAAAAGGCAUAUUUGAUUGGAGAGCCAAACUGGUCAGAGACCCAGCCUGGGAAACCUGUCAAGAGGGUCCCAGUGCUCCACAACAUGCAGGCAGUGGGUGUGUGCAGGCCCGCUAAGGAGGGCCCCUGGCCCCAUCCCUCCCUGAUGCUCAGUGCAGUCACUGGCCCAGCACAAAACCUGCAGAGACCCAGCAUGCAUCACCUGUGUGAAAAAGAAUGUCAUUUUCAUUGCCAAUGCCAUUCCUGGUCUUCCCUCUUCCCGCAGAUGUGAGAGGAUGGCUUUUUGGUCAGCUUCAUGUGUUUGUGUAGAGUGGCUCUGUCCUUUCCUCCAGGCAAGGCAGGCUGGCCCCAGGCACCCCGCUGUCUUCUGGCACCUUCACUUCAGCAGCAGAUACAGGGGAAUUCACAGGAGUUAGAAUAAGGAGGGAGGAAAAAGCCCAAACCUGUAGGUUUCAGGAGUGUUAUCCUGUAUCUGAAGCAGGCUGUGACUCUCCUGUUCCCCUUAGUGAUGGGAAAGACCAAGCCUGGGAAGGAGUCAGUAAGUCUAACCCAGGCCACCCAGACCCUGCUCCAUCAGUAACUGGAAGAAUCAUAGAAAAGAACCUCUGCUGGCGAAGAAGACAAGGUCCUCCUGGUGGAUGGAGCCCAGAUGGUCUGAUGGAGAGGUGCAUCCUUCCCUGAAAAAAAUCUGACUGAGAUUAUUGGAUUUCAAUGAGAAGGAUAAGACCCAAAGACUGCUGAGCAGAGCAGGGGUGAGGCAUGCUCUUCCCCAGGCUUCCACAUGGCAGGAUGAGGACCGGCAAAGACAUCACUUGCAAGGGAGCAUGGCAGAGAGCUGGAAGAGCCGAAUACCACUGUUACUCAGUCUAGUAAUACCUUAAACUGUCCAGCUUCAUCUCUGCAGAGAAGCUGCCUCUCUAGGUGUUGGGGCUCUCACCCAGAUGCUGCACGCUCAGAAGCGAGAUGGUCUCCCAUCAGCAAGAGAAGGGGACAGGCCGUGCAGGGUAGGAGACCUUCCUGGGUCACCACCAGGCUGGGCCUUGGAUCGAGUCCCAUCAGGGUCAUACUGGGGUGGAGGGGAGGAGUACAUCUGCCUUUGUGCCUUGAGCGUGUGGGUAAUGCUUUUGAGGUCUGUAUCUCUCCUAUGGCAAGUCUUUGCAUGCAGCUUGGAGCCCUUCUGGAGGUAGUUGAGGUGGUGGUUAUGUACUCAUCAGUGGUUUGGGUUUUAGAAGGGGUGUGAUGCUGGGGAGUGUGAGUCAGCACUGUUGGGCACACCAUCCUUUGGAUGGCUUUUGGGAAGGCAAAAGCUGUAGAGCAGCUCUUGAGAUGGUCCUGGACUCACCUGAUGUACUAUUUGCCCUGGAGCAAGCAGCCCAGGAGAAAGGAGGCAAGUCCCAUAAGGAUCUACAUAGGAAAGGAUCUACAUAGGACUACAAGACCCUGAGUCUACAUAGAGUCUACACAGGACUCUUAAGACCCUGACUAGGGACAGCAAGGGCUCCUGUUGGGGCAAGACCAUCUCCACUGUACCUCUUUGUCUAAGAGCUGUGUCUGGACUCCAGACACUGUCUAGAGGAAGUCUUCGGAGAAGACUUCCACACACAUGAUGGGUAUCACCCAAGACACGUGCAUGAGUGCGGCUUCAAGCCCUGACUUUGGCCUCGGGGCUGGAGUUGUCCUCUCUGGGGUGCAGUCAGGCCUGGCUGCACACACAAGGACUGUGUUGCUCCACAGCCCUCAGGGCAUCCCAGCAAAGUGCAGAGGGGCCAGGCUGGGCUUUCCUCUUGCAGUCCUUCCCCAGUCAGAGCUGCUACCGCCCUGCAACGUGCAGCCACGUGGAGAAGGAGACAAGGGGGGAGCUCCAGGGAAGGCGGAAACAGCCUGCAGCGCUUGCUGUGCCCCUGCGGGACUUGGCAGCAGGAGGGCAGGAGGGUCUGUGUCCUCCUAGGGACAGCACAGGUGGCUCCAGCCUGGCACCAGGCUGCCCUUCUCUCGGAGCAGUGUGAAGAUUCAAUUUGUCUCCCCUGCCUUACAUUGGCCCCACUAAGCAGGUUUUAAUUUUGUUAAAUAAAUAUAAAGUAAUGGCAGUGGGGAUAGGAGCCAAAUGGCCUGGAGACAUCCUGGAGAGCCAGAUGAGAUCUGCAGCAAGGCAGGGCUCCCUGCAGGAGCUGGGCAUCCAGCAGAGCCUCCCAGGGAGGGAGGGAGCGGGACUAGUGGGGCGGGCCUGGGUUUGCUGGCAUGGAGCAGAUGCAGCUCCAUGCUGCUGUGUGCUUGCAGCACCUCCCUGCCUUCAGAGCAAUUUCUAUAUGGCUGCUAAGCAUCACUGUCAGAAGCAUGCUCAUCUUCCACUCCUAAUUAGUGGAUCAGACAGUAAUUUGUAAUCCUUUUGAAUGGGACUAUCUUAGCAUCUAGCACUGGAGCCUGGGAAUGACAUGGGGGAGGGCAGAACAGAACAGAGCAGAGGUUGAUCCAGCAGGCAGGGCUGAGAGGAGUGGAAAGCAGAAGGGCUUUCUUCAGCCCCCUUGGUGUGCACAAGUAUCACUGCCUCCUGCUUCUGUGGUCCAAUGCACCUUCCUCUUCCUUCUCUCCUCUCCAGAGUUUUGGCAUUUUCAUUUUUCUCUGUGUGAAGUAAUCAGCAUGGCAGCCCUGGCGGGCUCACCACUCAGUUCCUGCUCCCCAUCGAGGCUGGUGGGGCUGCAGGGAAGUGCACCUGUCAGGAGCUGGAGCCCCGCACCCAUGGCCAGGCAGCUGGUCACAGCCGUGCCAGGACAAGGAAGGCCCCCCAGUGCAAACCUGCUCCUGUGGGGCUGGGAGCAGGUCUGGCCUUUCUUGUGCUGGUUUGCAUUUUGCAUUUUCAAGGGUGAGGAUAAGAUGGCACCUGGGAGAAGAAGAAGCAGCAGCCAACAAGCUGAAAAAUAAGAUGCAAAGAGUCUGAGCUCACAGGGGCUUGGGAGAAGGUAUGAGGGCAGUGUGUGGAUCUGUCAUAGAUGGGCAGCAGGUGAUGGCUCCGGGCCAGCAUGGAGACGGGUUGGACUGGCAGCAAAGUGCAGCAAAUGAAGAAGAGGCUUGGUGUGAUGGCCACAGCCAGUCCCAAGUGUUAACAGCUCUGUGUGGCCUUACUCAUGCUCCAGGGGGUCAGAAGAGGUUGGGAUGGCAAUGGAGGCUCACAACGGGAGUGCAGCAGUUUCUGUGCAUGUGCUAGAGCAGCGGAGGGGAGGGCGGUUGUGCUGGAAGUGGGGCUGGGCCAGGGACGUCUGCAGGCAUGGGGUGACAGCUGGUGUAGAGCUCACGGGAAGCUCUGGGUGACAGCGGUGGUAGGCAGGAGUGGGGCUUUGUGUAGGCUGAGGGGGCCAAGGAGUAGUCUUGCUGUGCUGCAUGCAGCGCUGACCACAUUAUGGGUGGCACUGAGCAACUCCUUGCUGUUGGCUGGUGUCUUUAGCAUCAAUUAAUCUGGUAAAAGCUUAUCUGUCCUGAAUGCAUUAACCUUUAUAAAUGACUUAAUGUAAGGUACAACCACAAAGAAGGGGAAGGGUCAUGGGGGUGGUGCAGAUGCAUUUGAGUUGUCACCUUGGGCCCCAGUGGCAUGAAGAUCCUGGCCCCAGGGGCCACAGCCUUGAGGGGGCAGGUGCCUGGGGGGCAGACGGGGGAGGGAGAAGGGGGAACAGAGCCGUCCCAGGUCAUGGAGCAGAGAUCUUGCUAGACGAAAACAGCUACUACCAGUGACUUCAAGGAACACCGCUUCCCUACUGCAUUUCUACAGCCUUUAGAAGAAAGUGUUUAUAAUAGCAUCAGUGACUCACUGAGCG